CAGCACCAUGCACCCAGCAACCAGCAGCUUUCCCCCAGAUGAGGAACCCCUGGUGGAGGAGCCCUCGGUGAACAGGUACGGCCGCCCGAAGCCGAGCGACCGCUUCCACGGUGCCUACAUCAUCUUUUUCCUCCUGGGCAUCGGGUCCUUGCUGCCCUGGAAUUUUUUCAUCACGGCAAAGCACUACUGGAUGUACAAGCUGCAGAACUGCUCGGAUGGGGCAGGCCCGGUGGGAGAGGCGGCGGCGGAUCUGCGGGACUAUUUUGAGAGUUACAUCUCCAUUGCUUCGACCGUGCCCUCGGUGCUGUGCCUGAUUGGAAACUUCUUGAUCAUCAAUAAGGUGGCUGCCAGCGUCCGGAUCCUGUCCUCCCUCUUCGUCAUGCUGGCCGUCUUCCUGGUGAUCACAGUGCUGGUGAAGGUGGACACCUCCGCCUGGACCACCCGCUUCUUUGCCCUCACCAUCGGCUGCGUGGUCGUCGUCAGCGGCGCCUCGACCAUCUUCACCAGCAGCAUCUUCGGUCUGAGCAGCUGCUUCCCCAUGAAGGAUUUGCAGGCGCUGAUCUCGGGUCAGGCCAUGGGUGGCACCAUCAGUGCUGUUGCCUCCGUGGUGGACCUGGCAGCAGCUGCUGACGUUACGGACAGCGCCCUGGCCUACUUCCUCACCGCCGACAUCUUCAUCGUUGUCUGCAUCAUGGUCUACCUCCUCCUCCCCAGGCUGGAGUACUCCAGGUAUUACAUGAGCAGCCAGGUGGAGACCCCGUCUCUGGUGACUGUGCCGCCUGACAGCUCCGUGGAGGACGAGCUAGAGCCAGGAGGCACCACGAAUAUCUCCUUCCUCACAAAAAGCACCAGUAUCCCCCCACUCCGCCCCAUCCUGCAGAAGACCGCCCUCCUUGGCUUCUGCCUCUUCUACGUCUUCUUCAUCUCCAUCAUCAUCUUCCCUUCUCUCUCCUCCAACAUCGAGUCGGUCAGCAAGUCCUCGGGAAGCCCGUGGAGCACCAAGUACUUUGCACCGCUCACCAGUUUCCUCCUGUACAACUUUUCUGACUGGUGCGGGAGGCAGAUCACCAUGUGGAUCCAGGCACCCGGCCCCAAGAGCAAACUGCUGCCCACCCUUGUCCUCCUCAGGACCAUCUUCCUCCCUCUCUUCAUCCUCAGCAACUACCAGCCCCGGGCUCACAUCCGGACGGUGGUCUUUGACCAAGACAUCUACCCGGUGGUCUUCACAGCACUGCUGGGGCUGAGCAAUGGCUACUUGGGGACACUGGUCAGUGUCUACGGCCCCAAGAUAGUGCCAAAAGAGCUGGCUGAGGCAGCAGGGGUGGUGAUGACCUUCUACCUCAUGCUGGGGCUGGCUGUGGGGUCUGGCUGCUCCGUUCUCAUUGUCCACCUCGUGUAGAGGAACAGCCAGAGGAUGACACCCUCGUUUUGCAGUGCUGCUGUUGGGUAUUUAGGUUUUCUUCCCCCCAAAAGGCAGGCACACCAUGGUUCUGGGACAGGCUGCCUGUCCUGGGAUGGGUGGCUGCAUCCAGGGGGAAAAGUCUUCCUUCUGGGAAGGGGUCCCUUCUGUGUUUGGAAGGUCCCGUCAGGCCUUUGUCACUCCCCAGCUCGACUGGAGCAAAUGGACCAAAAAAGCCCCAUCCUACUCAGGGAAGCACCAGGGGCACAGGGAAACCUGUCACUCUCCCCAGUGCCAGUGGGCAAGGGUGGCUUGCUGGUGCCACCACACGGGUUUUAAACUGAAAGUAGGGCAUUUGAAGGCACCUUGGGUUUUGCUGCCUCUUUCUUCAGCCCCCUGGUGUUUCCGUGGUCUCUGGGGCUCCCCCUUUGUCAAGCUGUGACAAUGACCUUGAGCUAAAGGGAAUGUCAGCCCUGGAGUAGCUUUCAAGGAGGCUUUGGAGGCAGAGAGCAGCCAUGCCAGGGAGCAGGGCACUGUUUCAUCCCAUGAAAAAGCAUAUAUAAGGGAAACAUCUCCACUUGGACUUCUUUUUUCCUUUAUUUUUACCAUGGAAGAUCAAAUGAGGGUGCUGCUACUGCUGGGGCUGUGUGUUGGGGCCAACCUGAGACUGUUUCUGCUGCUGUGACUGCCGUG
Calidris pugnax (ruff) is the source of this 2092-nucleotide messenger RNA. It is a transcript of the gene SLC29A3, whose product is annotated as solute carrier family 29 (equilibrative nucleoside transporter), member 3. The record is from RefSeq and is a predicted model, not a curated record. Gene Ontology annotation, cellular component: plasma membrane; Golgi apparatus. Lineage: Eukaryota; Metazoa; Chordata; Aves; Charadriiformes; Scolopacidae. Gene Ontology annotation, molecular function: nucleoside transmembrane transporter activity. Gene Ontology annotation, biological process: nucleoside transmembrane transport. The coding region runs from base 8 to 1399 and encodes 463 amino acids. The transcript has 5 exons.